GGCAAGGGUCUGAAGGAUGUCCGCGUCGACGAGGAGGUGGAGAUCGCGGUGAACCUCGCUCUGGAGCGGUUCCGGUAUGGAGAGGAGAAAGGUGCGUAGAAGGAGCCCGGCCGUCGAGGAAUGUUGGGGGCCCGGCUGCCAAGUGCGCCCGGGCGGGCCCGGCUCCGCGGGCCGGCAGCGGGGCAGGCGCUGGGCUGCAGAGAGCCGGGGUGCCUGUGGGCGCCUAGCAUGGGACGACGCCGGGAGGCCGGGGAGACUUCUUUGAUUCAGUGGUUGAAGCCUCAGCUUUUUCCGCCCUAGUGAUAUGGCUUGUUCGCGAGCACUGCAGAAAUGGAAUUUCCAUCUUCUUUCACUAGUACUGAAAGAGCAUUUGUUCACCGCCUGUGUCAGUCUCUUGGACUGAUAUCUAAAAGUAAAGGAAAAGGAACAAGUCGGUAUCUGACAGUAAGGAAGAAAGAUGAAUCAGAGCUAACAUGCGCAGUAAUGACUUGUUGCUUGGCUCCCAGUUCAAAAAAUACUCUUUGGAGUUUCAUUCAGAGAUUUCCUGUCACAAGUAAAGACCGAACAGAACUUCUACCAAGGCUGGAGCGAGGAAAUACAUGUGCUGUUGAAGCUGAAAGCAGAGAAGUAAGCAAGAUAAGCGGACGGCUUAACAACGGUAUCCCCCAGGUUCCAGUGAAAAGAGGGGAAUCAGAGUUUGAUUCCUUCAGGCAAUCACUGCCAGUUUUUGAAAAACAGGAAGAAAUCAUCCAAGUAAUAAAGGACAAUAAAGUUGUUUUGAUUGUAGGAGAGACUGGAUCAGGAAAAACUACUCAGAUCCCUCAGUUCCUUCUUGAUGACUGCUACAAAAAUGGAACUCCCUGUCGCAUAUUUUGCACUCAGCCAAGACGUUUGGCAGCUAUUGCUGUGGCUGAAAGAGUGGCAGCAGAAAGAAGAGAAAAGAUUGGCCAGACAGUUGGUUAUCAGAUUCGACUAGAAAGCAGAGUUUCUCCAAAGACACUGUUGACGUUCUGCACUAAUGGCAUACUGCUUCGCACACUAAUGGCGGGAGAUGGCACUCUAUCAACUGUGACACACAUUAUUGUGGAUGAAGUACAUGAGAGGGAUAGAUUCAGUGACUUCUUGUUAAUAAAACUGAGAGAUGUGUUGCAGAACCAGAUAAAUUUAAAACUAAUUAUUUCUAGUGCUGCUCUAGAUGCAGAUCUCUUCAUGAGAUAUUUUGGAAAUUGCCCACUAAUACACAUACAAGGAAGACCUUUUGAAGUUAAAGAGAUGUUUUUGGAGGACAUUUUACGAAGCACUGGGUAUACAAACAAAGAGAUGGUGAAGUAUCAAAAAGAGAAGCAGCAAGAAGAAAAACAGCAAAGCAGUCUUAGUGAGUGGUAUUCUGUUCAAGAAAAUGGUAGCAAACUUGUAUCUCGGAGACAAAAAUCUGUCCCAGGUGCAACUGAUGAGUGUAAUCUGUUGGAUGAUGGUGGUGACACAGUAUUUAAUCAACUGACUGAAAAAGAUGCAAAUUGCCUUGAACCAUGGCUAAUAAAAGAAAUGGAUUCUUGUCUUUCUGACAUUUGGUUGCAUAAAGAUACUGAUUCCUUCGCUCAGGUGUUCCAUUUCAUUUUAACAGAAAAUGUCAGUGUCGAUUACAGGCACAGUGAAACCAGUGCAACUGCAUUAAUGAUUGCUUCAGGGAGAGGCUUUCUGAGUCAAGUAGAACAACUGAUCAGUAUGGGAGCAAAUAUUCACUGCAAAUCAUCCAAUGGCUGGAUGGCUUUGGACUGGGCUAAGCACUUUGGACAGACAGAGAUUGUUGACCUGUUGGAGUCCUACAGUGCUUCAGCAGAAUUUGGAAAUCUGGAUGAAAGUUCCCUGGUCCAAACAAGUGGUAGUGGCCUUAGUAUGGAGGACAGAGAACUCUUGAAAGCUUAUCAUCACAGCUUCGAUGAUGAAAAAGUGGAUCUGGACCUGGUUAUGCACUUGCUUUAUAAUAUCUGUCAGAGUUAUGAUGCUGGAGCAAUUUUAAUAUUUCUUCCUGGAUAUGAUGAGAUAGUUAGCUUGAGAGACCGUAUUCUUUUUGAUGACAAAAGAUUUGCUGAUAACGCUCACAGAUACCAAGUUUUCAUGCUUCAUUCAAAUAUGCAGACUUUGGAUCAGAAGAAGGUGCUUAAAAGUCCACCUUCUGGCAUCCGCAAAAUAAUUCUUUCUACUAAUAUUGCAGAAACCAGCAUAACAGUCAAUGAUGUUGUAUUUGUUAUUGACUCAGGCAAGAUGAAAGAGAAGUCUUUUGAUGCACUGAGUUGUGUUACAAUGCUAAAAAUGGUGUGGAUUUCAAAAGCAAGUGCUAUCCAGAGAAAAGGCAGGGCUGGGCGCUGUCAGGCUGGAAUAUGUUUUCGUCUCUUCAGCAGGCUCCGAUUUCAGAAUAUGUUGGAAUUUCAGACUCCAGAACUUCUAAGAAUGCCACUUCAGGAGCUUUGUUUACACACAAAACUUCUGGCUCCAGUUAAUUGUCCAAUUGUUGACUUUCUUAUGAAAGCUCCUGAUCCUCCACCAGCUUUAAUUGUGAGAAAUGCUGUGCAAAUGCUUAAGACCAUAGAUGCCAUGGACCCUUGGGAAGAUCUCACUGAGCUUGGUUAUCACCUCACUGAAUUACCAGUAGAGCCACACCUUGGUAAAAUGGUCUUGUGUGGUGUUGUUUUGAAGUGCUUGGAUCCUAUUCUCACUAUUGCUUGCACUCUUGCGUAUCGAGACCCUUUUAUCCUACCUGCGUUGGCCUCUCAAAAGCGUGCAGCCAUGCUGUGUAGAAAACGUUUUACUGCAGGAACGUUUAGUGACCAUAUGGCACUUCUCAGGGCUUUCCAGGCAUGGCAGAAGGCACGCAGUGAUGGCUGGGAAAGAGCCUUCUGUGAAAAGAACUUUCUGUCUCAAGCCACAAUGGAAAUCAUCAUAGGAAUGAGAACACAGUUGCUUGGCCAGCUUAGAGCCUCAGGUUUUGUUAGAGCCAGAGGAGGAGCUGACAUUAAAGAUGUUAAUACUAACUCUGAAAACUGGGCUGUAGUUAAAGCUGCCUUAGUGGCUGGGAUGUACCCCAAUCUAGUGCAUGUAGAUAGAGAAAACUUGAUGUUGACUGGACCGAAGGAGAAAAAAAUACGAUUUCAUCCUACCUCUGUGCUUAGUCAACCUCAGUAUAAGAAGAUUCCCCCAGCAAAUGGGCAAGCUGCAGCCAUUCAAGCACUCCCUACAGACUGGCUUAUAUACGAUGAAAUGAUGAGAUCUCACAGAAUAGCAAAUAUCAGAUGCUGUUCUGUUGUAACACCUGUCACUGUGUCAAUCUUCUGUGGACCAGCUAGAUUACCAAGUAAUGCUUUGCAGGAACCUUCAUGCCUCCGAGGGGAUGAGGUAUCUAAUGAUAACAGUGAUAGUGAGAUGGAGGACCAAACAACUGCUAAUUUGGCCCUGCUGAAGCUAGACGAAUGGCUCCAUCUCAAACUAGACCCUGAAGCUGCUGGUUUGCUGUUUCAACUCAGACAGAAGUGGCAUAGCUUAUUUCUGCGUCGUAUGCGAGCUCCUUCUAAACCAUGGUCUCAAGUUGAUGAAACAACUGUACGAGCAAUUAUAGCUGUUUUAACUAGUGAAGAACAGUCUACAGGUUUGCAGCAGCCUUCAGGAAUUGGUCAGAGACCAAGACCUAUGGCUUCUGAAGAACUUCCUUUAGCAGCACCUACAUGGAGGUCAAUCAACAGUAGAAAAAGCUCAGCAGAAACUGAAUUCUCUGACUCCUUUAAUGCUGAAAAAGUUUUAGUGAAAUGUACACCUCCCACAAUUCACCAGCCAAAGAGAUACAAAGAAAAAAACAUUUUGCGCUCCAAACGAACUUCAGAUGACAGGUCAGAUCAAUCAUCAGUGAAGUCUACGGACAGCAGUAGCUAUCCUAGCCCCUGUGCUAGUCCUUCUUCUUCAAUAUCUGGAAAGGGUUCUAAAUCUCCUAUGCGAAGACCAUAUACGCCAGUUCGAUACUUCAUAAUGAAAAGUAGCAAUUUGCAAAACAUUGACAUUUCUCAACAGAAGGGUGUAUGGUCUACUACACCGAGUAACGAACGAAAACUAAAUAGAGCCUUUUGGGCAAGCAGUAUGGUUUACUUAAUAUUUUCCGUUCAGGGAUCUGGACACUUUCAGGGUUUUGCUAGAAUGGCUUCAGAGAUAGGUUCUGAGAAAAGUCAAGACUGGGGCUCUGCUGGUUUUGGAGGUAUAUUUAAGGUGGAGUGGAUCCGAAAAGAAAGCAUUCCUUUUCAGUUUGCUCACCACUUGCUGAACCCUUGGAAUGACAAUAAGAAAGUACAAAUAAGCAGAGAUGGACAGGAGCUGGAACCACAGGUUGGAGAGCAUUUGUUACAGCUUUGGGACUGUAUUCCAUUGGCAGGAAAGCACUUAACUGAUUGAGCAUGUCAAGGAAUGUGAUACAGCUGUGGUUGAAACAUCAGCUAUAACCACUAGAACCAGCAACGUGCCUACAGUAUGAAGAUGAUGAUGGCACAGCAAGCUCUCAAAGUUGUUAGUCACACUCUGUAGCUAUCAAUGGAAAAAUAUGAGGGAAUUGCAUGGGUUUCAGUAUUUCCUUGACUUAAUGAAUGUCACAACAUUAUUCACCAGGCUUUUUUUUAACUGAAUUUUUUUUUACAGUAGUGUGCAGUUGAUACUUAAAAACAUGGUUAAGUUCAAAACUAAGUUUGAAUCAGUAGACCACAUGUAAAUUGUUUGUGGGUUUAAAAUAGCACACUAGACAGUUUAAAUAUACAGUUUACAUUUAAAGCUUUCUAAAUCUAUGAAAUGAACCAGUGUAUUAUCAAUUAAGCAAUCUUGCAGUUUGUAUAAAAUAAAUAGUUUGAGAAUAGAUACUUAAAACACAUUGGAAGAUUUUGUAAGUACUUGCUGAACUUCUGUAUGCAUGAUGUGAGAGAGCCAGAUGUAUUCAUACAAGCAAUUGGGACACUGGAGAAUGUGAAAGGAGCAUGAGAUCUUUGAGAUCCACCAGUGUUUACAGUUUAGUUUAUUUGCUUUUUAAAGGUAUUCACACACAUUGCAACCUUGUAACAGUCUUUCUGAGGCCUGCUUCAAAAUGGUACUUGUAAUAGUUCACUAACGAGUAUUAUUAGAAGAUUUUUCGUUCUUUAAAAAAAAAUCUAAAAUACCAGUACAACAUCUUUCAA
Pogoniulus pusillus (Red-fronted tinkerbird) is the source of this 5201-nucleotide messenger RNA. It is a transcript of the gene YTHDC2, whose product is annotated as YTH N6-methyladenosine RNA binding protein C2. The transcript has 30 exons. Gene Ontology annotation, molecular function: protein binding; ATP binding; helicase activity. Gene Ontology annotation, cellular component: intracellular anatomical structure. Lineage: Eukaryota; Metazoa; Chordata; Aves; Piciformes; Lybiidae. The record is from RefSeq and is a predicted model, not a curated record. The coding region runs from base 331 to 4434 and encodes 1367 amino acids.